AUGUGUUCAGUGGCAGAAAUGGGGGCAUAUUUUCAGGAUGAUUUGCCAUUGAUGUCGGAGCAUCCACCUGAUUUUGAAGAAAAGGUGUCAACUUUGUAUGGAAAUGUCAAAGUUACCAUUUAUGGAAAUCGCAAAUUGAGUCCAAUCGUCACUUUCCACGAUAUGGGACUUGAUUCUGAAACGAAUUUUCAAAAUUUUUUCCAGUAUGCAACAGCCGGUGAAUUCUUGUCAAACUUUUGUGUUUAUAAUAUCAAUGCUCCUGGUCAAGAGGUAGAUGCGUUGCCGCUCUCCGAAAAUUACAUCUAUCCAACAAUGGAUGGUCUUGCUCAAAUUGUGGAAAACUGCGUUGAGCAUUUCAGACUUGCAGAAUUCAUUGGCUUAGGAGUGGGUGUGGGUGCUAACGUCAUGUUACGUUACGCACUUCAGAACCAGGUGAAGGUUGAUGCAUUAAUAUUAGUCAACUGUGUGGCCACAACUGCAGGUUGGAUUGAAUGGUUCUAUCAACAGAUAAAUAUGCGGUCUCUAAGAACUCGUGGAAUGACGAAUUUCACCGUAGAUUAUUUAUUGUGGCAUCAUUUUGGAAACCACAUCGUGCAAAGUCCAUUAGAUACUGUUCGCCGCUACCGAUCAUAUUUUCAACAUUUACCAAAUCCACAGAAUUUGGCAGCAUUUAUUGAAAGUUAUUUGAACCGAACAUCUAUUGUGUUUUCACGCGAUGGAACGGUGGGGCCAAAGUUGAAUGUACCAGUCUUGCAAAUUGUUGGUGGUGACUCAGCAUUUGUGGAUGAUUCGGUAGAAGUAAAUACUCGCUUGAAUCCGGCAGAUUCAGAAUGGCUCAAGCUGUCAGGAUCAGGUGGACUUGUUUUGGAUGAUAAACCGGAAGGUGUGGCUCAAGCAAUAAUUCUGUUUUUGCAAGGACGAGGUUAUGUUCCCACUACAAACGUACAGGACAUGGUGCGUAAAAUUUCCAUCCACUCUUCAUAUGAUUCCGGUGAUAUUAGUGAUGAUCUGUUGGCGACACUGAAGAAUGUAAAUGAAACAUGUUGA
This is a messenger RNA of Thelazia callipaeda (thelaziosis nematode), 1047 nucleotides long. Lineage: Eukaryota; Metazoa; Nematoda; Chromadorea; Rhabditida; Thelaziidae. The record is from the annotation of a GenBank genome assembly.